This is a messenger RNA of Dryobates pubescens (Downy woodpecker), 1165 nucleotides long. It is a transcript of the gene TDRP, whose product is annotated as testis development related protein. The coding region runs from base 310 to 882 and encodes 190 amino acids. NCBI's taxonomy places the organism in Eukaryota, Metazoa, Chordata, Aves, Piciformes, Picidae. Gene Ontology annotation, cellular component: nucleus; cytosol. The record is from RefSeq and is a predicted model, not a curated record. Gene Ontology annotation, biological process: spermatogenesis. The transcript has 3 exons.
AGCCGACUCCCCUCAGUGGCCAGGCGGGGCGGCGGAGCCAGGACAGCGACUCAGCGAACCACGGCCGCCAGCAGGCCGGCGGGCGAGGCGGUCGUGGGGGGCGGGCUCCCGGCACCGCCAAGCAGCGCUCCUCCUUCCCCUUCCUCCCUCCCUUCCCCGGGAGCCCCCGGCGGGGUGACAGCCCUGCCGAGCCGUGCCUAGCCCAGCAGAGUCGCCCCGGUCGGGGCUGCGGAGGCAGCGCACACUCGCGCCUCGGCCCUUUCUCUGCCGGGACGAAGAGAGGCAGGAGCCGCCUCCCCCGCGCCCGCCAUGUGGAAGCUCAACAAGAGCAGCAAAGUUCUGCUGGACGACUCGCCCGAGGAGGAGGAGACGCGGCCCCGCGGCCCGCCGCCGGCUGCCGCCUGUGCUGCCGCCGCCUUCGUGGCCCCCCAGGUUCAAGGUGCAAGUUUCCGGGGUUGGAAGGAAGUGACGUCCAUGUUCAACAAAGAUGAUGAACAGCAACUGCUAGCAGGAUGCAAGUCUCCAAAAUCCAAAGGACCAAACCUGAAGUUAAAGGAAGAGAUGAAGUCGGAAAAGAAGCCAGGUUUUUGGGACAGUUUGGUGAUAAAGCAGAAUGUCCCAUCUAGGAAACCAGAUGAGAUUGAGGGCUGGGAACCACCGCAGAUGACCACUGCUGACUCUGCCAGUGAUGCAGCAAGUACGUUAAGUGACUAUACAGCCUGGUCAGGCUGGGAAGAUGAAACCAAAGGCUCCACAAAAUACACAAACCUGGCCAGCUCAGGAAACAGUUCCAGGUGGAGUAUCAAAUCAGCUGGAAAGCUGGUUAGUAUCAGACGUCAAAGCAAAGGUAACCUUACUGACAACUGGGAAGAACUAGAAUAAUGUGAAAUACUUUAUGGGUAAGAAGAGAAAGGUUCCAUGAUUUACUUGUAUGUUAAAACCAAAAUCAAAUCUGCUCAAUAUUGCACCUUUAUACAGUACUUUGUUUUAUUCAGAUUGUUACAAAUUUUUGCUCACAUGAUAGUAGAUUUUCUUACAACAUUGUUAAAUAGCUAUGUUUUCCACACUGACAAAAACAAAAGAAGGUAGAGAAUCUAUUUUGUGCCUAUAUUUCACAUUCAGACUCUGCAGUAUGUUGGAUUGUUGGUUUUACCAAAAAAAAAAA